AUGCCCACUACGUGCAUGCUCAUCUACAUGAAUGGCAGGGCUUGGAUCCUCAUGCAGGGCAACACUUGUUUGAAGAGCUCUUCCCCACUCUGUGCCACUGGAUUCAAGGUGUCAGGCUGCAUUCAGGAGUUUGGGGUACCUGACGUGCAGGAGGCCCAAGAUGCCAAGAUUCGAGAGAAAAAUGUGCCUCCGGUGCCCUCAUCAGCCGCUGGCCAGGGGCACCUAAUGAAGAGUAAGGGGCACCAGGAAGCCCCCAAAAGUGAAAGGCUCUCGCUGGAAGCUGUUGCUACAGCGACGAGGCCCGGCUUGACGAUGGACCGAAUACGGGGUCCGGUCUCAAAGAGCAAAGCAAAGACAUUCCAAAUCCCUUGUCAAAGGGAGCCCGGCCCGCUUCAGUCCCGGGCAGAGCGGGUUCCGAGCAGUAGCCCCGAGGAAGCCUGCACCAAAGCUGUCACGCUCGGGAAGCGUGACACAUCGAGAGGUGAUGAGAAAGCAGAUAUUGCAGGGGCUUUGGGGAACACCUCUCAUAUUUUAACUUCUGUACCUCUGUCAGUCAUCGAUGACUGCCCCCCUUUGCCGGCCCCUUUUGAACACCGCAUUGUGAGUGCCAGGGAGCUUCCAGUGGGCUCCUACUACACUGUCAACUCAACCGUGCUGGGAGGGGGGCGCUUUGGUCGGGUUCACAAGUGUGCCGAGCGCUCCUCAGGCCUGAUGCUGGCUGCCAAGUUCAUAAGAGUGCAAGGUGCCAAGCACAGGGAUGAGCUUAAGAAUGAGAUUGGUGUUAUGAACCAGUUAAACCACAUCAAUCUGGUUAAGCUCUAUGAUGCAUUUGAGUCUCGGAACAACCUGACCCUCAUCAUGGAAUAUUUGGAUGGCGGUGAGCUGUUCGAUCGAAUCACGGACGAGAGAUACCAGCUGACGGAGAUGGAUGCCAUUGUGUUUACGAGGCAGAUCUGUGAAGGGGUGCGGUACCUCCACCAGCACUACAUUCUCCAUCUAGACCUUAAGCCAGAAAAUAUAGUGUGUGUCAAUAACACCGGAAAUCAGAUAAAAAUAAUUGACUUUGGACUUGCCAGAAAAUACAGGCCACGAGAGAAGCUGCGUGUGAACUUUGGCACACCGGAAUUUUUAGCUCCUGAGAUAGUCAGGUAUGAAUUUGUCUCCUUCCCAACUGACAUGUGGAGCGUCGGGGUCAUCACAUAUAUGCUUCUCAGCGGCCUGUCCCCUUUCCUGGGGGAGAGCGACACCGAGACCAUGAACAACAUCAUCAGCUCCACGUGGGACUUUGACAGCGAGGCUUUCGAGAAUGUCUCUGUCGAGGCCAAAGACUUUGUCUCCCAGCUGCUUGUCCCACAGACAUGUGGCCGCAUGAGCGCCGCCGCCUCCACCAGGCAUAGCUGGAUCAACAGCCUGGAGAAAAAGGCAUCGAUGCUGAAGGUUCGCCUCAAGUCACAGCUCCACCUCCAGCGCUACCUGGUGGCCCGCAGGCAGUGGAAGAAACACUUCCUGGUGGUCACGGCGGCCAACAGGCUGAAGAACUUUUGCCAGAGCAAGCCUGAGGGCCCGACGUAGAGGCAGAAUAAGGGCUCG
Molecule: messenger RNA, 1590 nt
Organism: Scleropages formosus (Asian bonytongue)
Lineage: Eukaryota; Metazoa; Chordata; Actinopteri; Osteoglossiformes; Osteoglossidae
Product: myosin light chain kinase 3-like
Exons: 11
Coding region: 1-1572 (523 amino acids)
Biological process (GO): protein phosphorylation; positive regulation of apoptotic process; intracellular signal transduction
Cellular component (GO): nucleus
Molecular function (GO): ATP binding; protein serine/threonine kinase activity
Source: RefSeq, a predicted model, not a curated record